Molecule: messenger RNA, 1342 nt
Organism: Cantharellus anzutake
Lineage: Eukaryota; Fungi; Basidiomycota; Agaricomycetes; Cantharellales; Hydnaceae
Exons: 5
Coding region: 22-1119 (365 amino acids)
Source: RefSeq, a predicted model, not a curated record
CGAGCUGCUGGGACAAGUUGGAUGCCUCGCGCACCAGUUGCUAGAUCCAAAGCUAGGAGUCCCCGUGAGAUCUCCGCCGUCAAUGCAGCGUUCUCCACAAGAACCUCUACUGCAGCGAUGACUACGUCUGUUCUUGGGUCCAACUCGAUUGGGGAAACUGCAGGAUCUGACCCUGGAAUAUCUCGUCACGUCCAACAGGGCAGCCUUGAUGUUCAAGAUCUCCUGGCUAAGACCCUAGUUUCAAGCCCGGUAUCCUCGAAUACUGGCAUUUUAAUCAUGGAGGAGCGUCCACCCUCUGAUCUGUUUGACCUAUCAGUGGAGCUCUACUUGAUUCCAUAUCAUGAGCAUCCCAAGGUUCAAUCUCUACAUCGAUUAUUUUCCCAAAGCAAAGCCCAGCACUCCCAGAGUUCUACCCCUCGUCGUUUCUCGCUUGCCUCGAGUGUCUCCUGGGGAUUUAUGACUUCUACGCCCAAAAGGGGAGGUGUCCUGGAUUCUUUGGGUGGUGAUACUCUUCGACCUGCGGCUGAGGGCAUUUCGGGGUCUAUAUAUGCUAAACAUGCCAAGCGGUGGCUCACAGAUGAUGAAUAUGCUUCCGACGUGACAUCAGAUACCGCUAAUAAAUCAGAAUCUACUCAAGGAAGCCCCCUCCCUUCUAGUGGUGCAUGCUCUCCUCAGUUGUCUUCUCUUCCAACGAUCUGUGGGAUUUGCUCUAACUGCCUAUAUUCUAAUCCGUGGUCGAAUCCAGGUCCCCCGAAGCUGCAAACAGAUGUCUUGCCUCUCACAUGGUCACCUCUGUUGCAUCGUAGAGGUUCUUUUGCUGUUCCUUUCCAUAACCCUCCUGGAAAGUUACAAUCGUUUCCUUCGCUAUUGUCCAAUAAUGAGAGACUCUUUGGGGCACGUUCCAAGGGGGAUCAAGUCUUACCAGAGGAGAAAGAUACGUCUUUGGAGGCUGCUAUUCGCGGUAGUGGUGGCCUUCUACCAUUGGUCCAACCCAACUCAUUGACAGAUCUUGAUUCAAUGUUGUUGGGCGGAGCUUAUGAUGGACCGAAUGAGAGUCUUUUCGAAGCAAGACUAGAAUCUCUCAUAUCUCAGGAAGGGAGUUGGUACUCGGAUGACUAGAGGUGUUUGCAUGACGGCGAUGAUCACGACCGCAUUGUAUGGUGGUUACGAACCUGUUUCCACACGCUCAAGAAUUAAUGCCUUUGUAUUGUCGACCCUAUCUUCCGUUCCUUCUCGCGUGGGCUUGUCACGUUUGUGUUUAGCAUUGUAGUUCAUUUUGUUCAUGUACUAUGUAAUUGUCGCUGUUGUAAUAUUGAUUCGUGCCUUCUGGGACAGAUUUACC